Messenger RNA from Oncorhynchus tshawytscha (Chinook salmon), 1391 nucleotides. Its product is annotated as dentin sialophosphoprotein-like. The record is from RefSeq and is a predicted model, not a curated record. Gene Ontology annotation, biological process: odontoblast differentiation; dentinogenesis. Lineage: Eukaryota; Metazoa; Chordata; Actinopteri; Salmoniformes; Salmonidae. The coding region runs from base 123 to 1223 and encodes 366 amino acids. Gene Ontology annotation, molecular function: collagen binding. Gene Ontology annotation, cellular component: nucleus; cytoplasm. The transcript is spliced from 3 exons.
CAAGAGUUUAAAUAGCCAACCACAACCACACACACUCCUUUAAACCACAAGUUUACCAGAAGACGAGGAAGGUGACACCAUCAGGACAUUACAGGACACAAUACCUGACAGUGAGAGACGACAUGAUGAAGAUCAAACUGCUUCUGCUGAUCUGGACUGCAUCUGUGAACAGCCUGCCGUGGCAAGCCUCCCCCCUGUCUGGCGUCAGCCCCUGGGGGAUAGGAGCGGGUCACGAGAGAGGAGAGGACCCAGACGGCAGCUCAGCCCGGACUGGCCAGGACAGUAGAAAGGGGUGGGGUCUCGCCUUAGAGGGGUUUCCGGGAGUCACGCCUACCACGUUCCCUCAACCAACCAGAGGACAGGACAGUGGCCCCUCUCCCAGACCUACUUACGUGAGGAGGGGGCGUAGUCUCAAGGUUGAUGACAUCGCCAGCAAUGACAUUACAGAGGAGGAGCUGACAACGUCCUAUAAAACUCUUCCUGGUUACAGUGAGGACCGGUUGCUAGGGGAGGAGUUUGGUGAUUAUGGGAUGCAGAGGGACUCACCCGGCAGUGAAUCGCAUACCGGGAAAGACUCGACAGAUCACAAUGACUCCUCCAAAUCAAGUGAUUCAGUUGACUCUAACACCUCUAGUGAUUCAAGCGAUUCCUCCAAGUCAAGUGACUCUAACACCUCUAGUGAUUCAAGCGAUUCCUCCAAGUCAAGUGACUCUAGUGAUUCAAGUGAUUCCAGCGACUCAAGUGAUUCAAGUGACUCUAGCGACUCUAGCGAUUCAAGCGACUCUAGCGACUCUAGCGACUCUAGUGACUCUAGUGAUUCUAGCGACUCUAGCGACUCAAGCGAUUCUAGCGACUCAAGUGAUUCUAGCGACUCAAGUGAUUCUAGCGACUCAAGUGAUUCUAGCGACUCUAGCGACUCAAGUGAUUCUAGCGACUCAAGUGAUUCUAGCGACUCAAGUGAUUCUAGCGACUCAAGUGAUUCUAGCGACUCAAGUGAUUCUAGCGACUCUAGCGAUUCAAGUGACUCUAGUGAUUCAAGUGACUCUAGUGAUUCAAGUGAUUCUAGCGACUCAAGUGAUUCUAGUGACUCAAGUGAUUCUAGCGACUCCAGCGACUCAAGUGACUCUAGUGAUUCAAGUGACUCUAGUGAUUCAAGUGACUCUAGUGAUUCAAGUGAUUCUGGCAAUACAAGUGAGUCAAGCAACUCUAGUGAUUCUAAGUGAUUCUAAAAGUUAAAGUGAAUCAAUCUCCACAGACAAAUAACGGCAGUGACUCUAGUACCAGCUAGGCAGCGAGAGACAGAGAGGAGAGAGAGACAACAAGACAGAGAAAGACAGAGGAAGAGAGAGAGAGAGAGAGAGAGACAGAGAGAGAGAGAGAGACAGAGAGGG